AGGAAGUGCUAUCCUUUGUAAACAACUUUUGGAUCUGCUGCUAUCGACAGCAAACAUGCUUUUUAUUACUUUUGUUUUUAUUACGUUACUUUUUAUUACCCCGUUAAAUGAUGAAAUCUGACUUUUAGCACAGAAGUGUGACUACAGUGUGGAUUAGACCAAAGAGAAAACAGGAUUCAGAGCCAGAUCAACAGCAGUGUUAUAGGAUUGAGGCACACUUCAGGCACACCACUGAAAAACCAGCAAGUGUUUUGGAGGCGGAGCAACAUUUCAAAACUCUGCUGCUUCACAGGAAACAGAACUCAAGAGAGAGAGAGAGAGAGAGAGGAGCGGGUGUGGAGUGUCUGCUCAAACCAGAAUCAAACCAUCAACUAUAAACAUCUAUAAGCAACAAACAGCAGGAUGGCGAGUGUGAGCUGUGUGCUGUCUCAGGACCAGUUCCUCUGCUCCAUCUGUCUGGAGGUCUUCAGUGGUCCAGUGACCACUCCCUGUGGUCACAGCUUCUGCUGCACCUGCAUCAACAAACACUGGGACACCUCUGAGCUCUACUUCUGCCCCGUCUGUAAAGAGGAGUUCAGCAGCAGACCAGUGUUAAAGACCAACACUUUCAUGUUAGACAUGUUGUCUGAGUUUAAAAACAAACCAAGAGGUGAAGAGCUGACGGCAGCAGAGUCAGGAGUGCUGUGUGACAUGUGUCCUGAUCCAAAGCUGCAGGCGCUGAAGUCCUGCCUCAUGUGUCAGACGUCCUACUGCCCCCUCCACCUGCAGCCCCACCUCACAGUGCCCCGCCUACAGAAGCACCAGCUCAUCGCCGCGGCGACCGACCUGGAGGAGCGGGUCUGUGCUGAACACGCCCGACCUCUGGAGCUGUUCUGCAGAGACCACUCUGAGCUCAUCUGUGUCCUCUGCAGUUACACAGAGCACAGAGACCACAACACAGUCCUCCUGAAGGAGCAGUGUGAGGAGCAGCAGAAACAUCUGCAGCAGGAGAUACAGGAGAGAAGAGACAAAGUCCAGGAAAUACUGAAGUCUGUGCAGCUCAGUCAGAAGAACGCAGACAGAGAAAUGGAAGAGGGAGUGAAGUUCUUCAAUGAUCUGAUGGAGUGUGUUCAACAAAGUCUGGAUCAGUUUAAACUGAACAUCGAAGAGAAACAUGAGGAAAUAAAGACAGAGGCAGAUGAGUUAAUAUUGGGUUUGGUGUCUGAAAUCUCUGAGCUGGAGCAGAGACAAGCUGAGAUAGAGGAGCCUUUGAAAUCUGCUGACCAUUUUGAUUUUGUUCAAUUUUUCACUUCAGCCAAACCUGCUCCAGAGCUGCAGGACUGGACAGAGAAGUUUGUGAGGGUUCCAUUGUACAAGGGCAGAGUCACCAUCGCUGUAUCUAAGUUAAAAAACAGGCUAAAUACAGAGAUAAAUACACAUUUUGAGACUCACCUGAAAGAGGCAAAGCAACAUGCAGUCGAGGUGACUCUAGAUCCAGAUACAGCUCAUCCAAACUUACAACUGUCUCACGAUUAUAAACAGGUUCUAUGCAUGAAGCAAAAAAAUGAUCUUCCAGACACCUCUGAAAGAUUUUCAAAAAUGUUUAAUGUUUUGGGUAAACAAAAGUUUGCUUCAGGCAGGUUUUAUUUUGAAGUUCAGGUCAAAGAAAAGACUAAGUGGCACUUAGGAAUGACAGAGGAGACAGCAGAUAGGAAAUUGAGAUCUGAGAACUUAACUCCUGACAAUGGAUACUGGAAAAUCCAUGGAGGAUGUAAAGAUCCUCUGUGGUCUGCUGUGGAGAAGGUCGGGGUGUUUGUGGACUAUGACGAGGGCCUGGUCGCUUAUUUUGAUGCAGAAACUUCAACUCUGAUUCACUCCAUCACUGACUGUCGUUUCACUGGGAACAUCCUUCCAUUGCUCUGUCCUGGCAGCAACUCUCUUCCUCUGAUACUUACUCCUGUCAAACGUUAGUUUUUUUUACCUCCGCCAAGGAGGUUAUGUUUUUGCCGGCGUUUGUCUGUUUGUUUGUUUGUUAGCAACAUAACUCAAAAAGUUAUGGACCGAUUUUGAUGAAAUUUUCAGGAUUUGUUGGAAAUGUGAAAAGGAAGAACUGAUUUCAUUUUGGGGGUGAUCCGGAAGAAAUCCUGGAUUCUGGAUCACUUUGAAAUUUUAGUUAACAUUGUGGUAAAUGGGGCCAAAAAUUUUGUUUCUCAAUAUCUCGGUUAAUUAUUGACCAAACCCCAUGAAAUUUGACUCAGGGAUGGACAAUGGGAUCCUCUUUCAUAUUCCAAAUUGAAAGAUACGAGACAAAUAUUUAUGGAAAACACAAUUAAUAUGAGGGGGACUGUAGUCCUUGGCGGAGGUCUGCGCUCUCUGAGUGCUUUUCUAGUUUCUUUUUAAAGUAAAAAAAAAAACAAAAAUACUCUUUUUUUAUUUUUAUGCCAUGUAUUAAAGGUGCAUUAUGUAACUUUUUUUUCUCCAUGGAAUGUUAUUGCUUUGUCUGGAAUGUUUCACAGUAUGGCAUUAAACCUUUCUAUCUCCAAGGAGACCAAACCAGACCAAGUUUUUCUAGAUAAUUUUGAGUUAUAAAACCACCUAUAAUUUAAUAACUAUUAAGUAGAUCUGUUUAAUGUCACACUGUGGAACAUUCCAGGCAGACCAAUGACAUCUCCACAGAAACAAACAGGUGAAGGACCCCCAACCAAAAAGUUACAUAGUGCACCUUUCAAAAUAGAAAUGAUUGUAUUUUCUCUGAUGUAAAAGUGAUUUAGUUUUGGUUAAUGUAGUAGUUAGUAUGUGUGGAUAUUUAAAAUGGAAAAUUCAGAUUAAAAAGCCAAAUUCUGUUAUGUCUGUUAUGAUCAGUUUCUUGAUCAAAAUGUUCCCCAGUUGUAAUGAAAAAAUAAAGAGCAAUAAAUCAAACAAUGUUUUAAUUUAGUUUUG
Molecule: messenger RNA, 2919 nt
Organism: Boleophthalmus pectinirostris (great blue-spotted mudskipper)
Lineage: Eukaryota; Metazoa; Chordata; Actinopteri; Gobiiformes; Gobiidae
Product: E3 ubiquitin-protein ligase TRIM39-like
Exons: 4
Coding region: 403-1950 (515 amino acids)
Molecular function (GO): protein binding; zinc ion binding
Source: RefSeq, a predicted model, not a curated record